AUGGAUCAGAUAAUACUUGUGGAUGGUAGUGCCGUGGGUUUGGGUGGUUCUGCCCCCAUUCCUACUGGUGAUCAACUAUGCUCAAUUGUUAGCUCUUGGAACCAGCCUUUGUACUCUCCUUAUGAAAACUCAUUAAACCCGUGUUUUAUUUCAUUCGUGUUUGGUGCUCUUAACUUGUUUUUCAUAUUUCCAUUGACUAUCCAGAUUAUCAACUUUUUGUUCUUCAACACCUUCGGUCCUUACAAUAUUAAAUAUUCCUUUGGUUCAAUAUUUAAAGUGAAAAGUGUCGGUAUCUUCACCUUGAUCAGAUUCAAUUCAGUAUUUAUCCAAUGUUUAUUGUCACUUGUGUUAUUGAGCUUCAAAUUCGUGUCCUUUCUGGACUUGAAGUCAUCUGCUCUUAUUCUUAAUGUCGUGACUUUGGUUGUCUUUGUGUUACCUUUACAUUUAAUUGAACCUACAAGAUGUGUUAUUCCUGCUACAUCCUUAUUAUUUUACUGGUUCAGUUCAUCGGUUAUCAAUUUUGUCAUUUCACUUCAAGACUUGUUUUCUGAACAUAAAGUUUACAUCCCUGAUGGUGAUAUUUCAAUACAGUCAGCUAUUAGAACCGUUGAAAUUUUGUUGUUGCUCAACUCUGUUGGAAUUUUCAUCCUCGAAUUAUUCUUUUAUCAGCCUUCCGUUGAAUUGAUUGAGUAUUAUGACUUGAAUGAGUGGAAUUAUGGAAGAGUCAGAAACAUCUUCAAUAGAGUUUUCUUCAAGUUCAUGAAAGACACAAUCGAUAUUGCUGGUAAAACUAAUCACGUUGAUGUCACCAACUUACCUUCCAUUAUCAUUGAUCUUGAUAAUGAAGUCGCCUAUAAGAAGUUUUUGGGUGCUUGGAAUAAGUCUGUUUCUAAAACUGAAGCUAUUAAUGCCAAAAAUUUAGAAAAGUCGAAGAAGACUGGCAAACCAUUCGUGAAAAAGACACCUUCUUUGUUUUGGCCGUUACUUUCAAUCACUAAAGGGCUCUUUUUCAGGGCUUUGUUCUUUGACUACAUGGAAUUUUUUGCUCAAAUCUGUCAACCUUACUUAUAUUUCCUGAAAUCGUUAGGUACCAAUGAUGUAACCCCUGAACCUUUAAUUGUCGGCUUUGGAGUUGCCACUUGUCUCUACCUUGCCGCAGUCACAAGAUAUAUGACAUUCAACAGAAAGUUUGUUAAUAUUCAGGGUUUGGGAAAUGUUGUCGAAACCGCUUUGUCUUCUCACAUUUAUUAUAAGGGUAUGAAACUUUCACCAAAAGAAAGAAGAAAUAAGACUGUUGGUGAAAUUGUCAACAAUAUGGCACAAGAUAUCUCCACUGUUGAUUAUGCACCCGAAGUUGUUAUUGAUGUCGUUUCUCAACCCUUCAGAUUGGUUAUGUAUAUUUACACUUUGUACAAUUUCCUUGGUGCUUCUGCUCUUGCUGGUUUGUCCACUGCUCUUGUUUUGAUUCCAAUUGCUAGUACUUGCUACAAAUUCGUUUACAAAGAGAUGAACCUUGAAAUGAAGUAUAAAGAUGAAAGAGCUAAGUUGAUGGGUGAAAUCUUAAACUCCAUUAAAAGUAUUAAGUUGUACUCCUGGGAGAAUCCUAUGUUGGAAAGAUUAUUUGAGAUUAGAAAUAAUAAGGAGCUUAAAGUCUUAAGAAAAGUUGGUAUUCUUUCUACCGCUAUAGAUUUUCUUUGGAAUUCUAUUCCAUAUGGUAUUGCUGUUUCCACAUUCACUGCUGCUGCUGUCUUUGCUGGUACUGAAUUGACACCUGAAGUGAUUUUUCCAUCUUUAACGCUUUUUGACUUGUUGACUGGUCCUAUUUUGGCUUUACCAGGUAUUUUCUCCAACAUUGCUGAAUCAAAGGUCUCUCUUGCCAGAUUGAUCAAGUUUUUCACAAUGGAAGAAUUGGAAGUUGAUGCUUUAGAGAGGUCUUAUAUACCUUUGAGAAAAGGCGAAGAAGCGGUGACAAUCAAGAAUGCUAAUUUCGUUUGGACUAUAGAUAAUGUGGAAGAAAAGUCAGCUAAGGAUUUAGCUAAAGACAGUGCUAGAAUAGAUGAAGAGGCCGACAUUGAUGCCCCCUCUGAAGUCAACACAGUAGCUUUGACUGAUAUUAACUUCACUGCUAAAAAGGGCGAAUUGACAUGUGUUGUUGGAAGAGUCGGUAGUGGGAAAUCCACAUUGUUGAAAGCCAUCUUGGGAUGUAUUCCUGUUGAUACUACUAUUAAUACACCUACCCUCAAAGUGAAUGGAUCAAUUGCCUAUUGUGCCCAAAGUGCUUGGAUUUUGAAUUCCUCUGUCAGGGAAAAUAUUUUGUUCGGCAGAAAGUAUGACAAGGAGUUUUAUCAGGCUACCGUUCAAGCUUGUGAGCUUUCUAAGGAUUUCGAGAUGUUGCCUGAUGGUGAUAGAACUAUUGUUGGUGAAAAGGGUAUUUCUCUUUCUGGUGGUCAAAAAGCUAGAAUUUCUUUAGCCAGAGCCGUCUAUUCAAAAGCUGAAAUUUACAUCCUUGACGAUGUCUUGUCGGCUGUUGAUACUCAUGUUGGUAAAAAUAUUAUCAAGAACGUUCUUGGUAAAGAUGGUUUAUUGGCUUCCAAAACUACUAUUUUGGCUACCAACUCUGUGCCUGUUUUACAUCAAGCUGCUAGUAUUAUACUUUUAGCAGAAGGUAAAAUUAUUGAAAGAGGUACUUUCACAGAAGUUAUGUCUACUGAAUCUAGUUUGGCUAAGUUGAUCAAUGAAUUUGGUAAAUUUGAAGAGGAAGAGGAAGCUAAUGAAGAAACUGCGGAGAUUGAGUCUACUAAGGUUGUGGUUUCUGGUAAUGUCUCUUCUUCUGAAGAUGAGCAUAAUCCCCAACAAUACCAACCAAUCAUACUGGAGGGAGAGGAUUUAUCUUUGGCAAGGGUCGUUACCAAUGCUACUGUUGCUGCAAGUUUUGUUUCUUUUGGUCAUGCUUACGAUCAGGACUUUGAUGAUGACGUUGAUAAAGUCACAAGAACUGGUGACAGUGAAGAAAUUAAAACAAAGGGUAAAGUCAAUUUGAUGAUUUACAACAAGUAUAUUCAAGCCUGUGGUUACUUCUCUGUUGUAGUUUACUUGGCAUUGGUUGUCUUGAGUACUGCAUUAGCCCUUUCAAACACUUAUGUCUUGAAGUACUGGUCUGAACAAAACGUAAAAUAUGGCCACAACGUUGAUAUUGCGUUUUAUUUGACAUUGUAUGCUGCUAUUGGAAUUAUCUCUUUGUUGUUUACGUUGGUGGCCUCAUUCAUUAUCUAUGCUGUUAUUAUUAUCAAUGGUAGUAGGUAUUUCCACGAUACAAUGGCUAAGAGUGUCUUGAGAUCUCCAAUGUCAUUUUUUGAAACUACACCAAUCGGUAGAAUCUUGAAUAGAUUUACCGAAGAUAUUAAUGUAAUCGACAAUCAGUUGAUUUGGGCUCUUACAUUAUUUGCCAAUUACGGUUUCAGGGCUGUAAGUGUGUUUGCUGUGGUUAUCUUGAACUUACCAAUCAUGUUCUUUGUUUUAGUUUUCCUUUUGUUCUUCUACGAUUCGUUUAGAAGAUUAUUUAUUCCCGCCUCCAGAGAGUUAAAGAGAUUAAGAAGUGCUACCAAGAGUCCUGUUUUCUCCCAUUUACAAGAAUCUAUUACUGGCGUGGAUACUAUCUUUGCUUACAACCAAGUUGAUAGAUUCACUCACAAGGCCCUGGAUAAUAUGAACACUUCCAUCAAAGUUUCCCAAGCCAAUAUCCAUGUUAAUCGUUGGUUGUCAAUGAGAUUGCAAGGGUUAUCUGCUGUUGUUGUGUACUGUUCCACCUUAUUGAUUUUAGCAUCUGUUAAUUCUAAAAACCCAUUGGGUCCUGGUUUAGUUGGUUUCAUUAUGACUUAUGUUUUGGAUGUCACUUCAACCUUGAAUGCUAUUGUCAGAUCUUACGCAGACAUUGAAACCAGAUCUAUCACCAUUGAAAGAUUAUGGGAGUACUGUAACUUGAAGCCAGAAGCUGAGAUGGUUAUUGAAGAUAACAGACCGGCUGAGUCAUGGCCUGCGGAAGGGGCCAUCUCAUUUAAGAAUUAUGAGACUAAAUACAGAGAAAACUUGGAUCCUGUCUUGAAUAACAUUUCUAUCGACAUUAAACCCAGAGAAAAGAUUGGUAUUGUUGGCAGAACUGGAGCUGGUAAAUCCACUUUAACUUUGGCUGUUUUCCGUAUCAUUGAAGCUACUGGUGGACACAUUGAAAUUGAUGGUGUUGAUACCAGUAAGAUUGGAUUAUUUGACUUGAGAUCUAAGUUGAACAUCAUUCCGCAAGACUCUCAAGCCAUUGAUGGUACUGUGAGGCAGAACUUGGAUCCUUUCGGUAAGCAUACAGAUGAAGAGUUAUGGAAAGUGUUAGAAUUGAGUCACUUGAAAGAGCAUAUCGAGGGAAUGAAGACUGAGAGAAAGGUAGACGAUGAUGAAGAAGAUAAUAGCACCCCUUUGAUUGCCACAGGCUUGAAUGCCAGAAUCGAAGAAGGUGGUGCUAACUUGUCCGCUGGACAAAAACAAUUGAUGUGUCUUGCUAGAGCUUUAUUGAAUCCUUCUAAAGUUUUGAUUUUGGAUGAAGCCACUGCGUCUGUGGACGUUCAAACCGACAAAAUUGUUCAAGAUACUAUCAGAUCUGAGUUUAAUGAUAAGACUAUUUUAACAAUUGCUCAUAGAAUUGAAACAAUUAUGGACAGUGAUAGAAUCUUAGUUCUUGAAAGGGGACAAGUCAAAGAGUUUGAUGCUCCAACUGAAUUGUUGAAGGAUCAAAAUACCAUUUUCUACUCUCUCUGUAAACAAGGGGGACUUGUUUAA
Yamadazyma tenuis ATCC 10573 is the source of this 4824-nucleotide messenger RNA. NCBI's taxonomy places the organism in Eukaryota, Fungi, Ascomycota, Pichiomycetes, Serinales, Debaryomycetaceae. The record is from RefSeq and is a predicted model, not a curated record.